This is a messenger RNA of Ziziphus jujuba (common jujube), 1161 nucleotides long. RefSeq lists its product as uncharacterized. Bases 1 to 1161 code for a protein of 386 amino acids. The record is from RefSeq and is a predicted model, not a curated record. The transcript has 2 exons. Lineage: Eukaryota; Viridiplantae; Streptophyta; Magnoliopsida; Rosales; Rhamnaceae.
AUGGCUAAUGGAGAAAGCAAACGUGAUCCUAUAUGGGAACAUGGUUUUCCAAUUGAAGGUAAUAAAAGUGGAACAAUAUGCAAAUAUUAUAAUCGAGUGAUGAAGAGUGGUGAAAUAACACGAUUAAAAUACCACCUUAGUGGUAUUGAUCCUUCACACAAUGUACAACCUUGUGGUCAAGUGCCCCCUGAAGUUAAAAAAUUCAUAAUAGAUUUGUUAAAAGGAAAACAACAACGUAAGAUCAAAAAAGCAAAUAGAAUGGAAGAGAUUCGUGCAGAUUUACGAGGACAAAUGCAUGCUGAAACAUAUGAUGUGAAUGAUGAGGAUGAUGAUGACAUAGCAUAUCCACCUGGGAUGGAUCUAUAUGAGAAAAAUGAUUAUCGAGAGGCAAUUCCAAAUAAAGCAUCAUCCCAUCAUUUCAAGAAUUUGGUAGCAGGAUGCCAACAAGCAGGGCCAGGUAUAGAACCUCCAACCCUUUAUGAGAUCAACACAAAAUAUUUGGAUAUGGAGUAUGAGGAGAUAAAAGACCAUGUAAACAAAAUGAAAGCGAAGUGGGAAACCUAUGGUUGUACAAUCAUGUGUGAUGGAUGGAAUGGUCCUACCAGGAUGUCUAUUAUUAAUUUCAUGGUUUACUCAAAAGAAAGCACAGUUUUUCUAAAAUCUAUUGAUGCUUCAAAUCAAAUAAAGGAUCAUAAAUACAUAUAUGAGCAAUUGAAGAAAAUAAUUCUGAAAGUUGGGAAGAAAAAUGUGGUACAAGUUGUAACAGAUAAUGGCUCUACAUUUGUUAAAGCUGGGAAGAAAUUGAUGGGAGAUUACAAUUUGUACUGGACUCCAUGUGCAGCACAUUGCAUUGAUCUCAUGUUUGAAGAUAUUGGGAAGAAUGAGAAUGUGGCUAUUGUCAUCAAGCAGGUUAGAGCAAUCACAACUUACAUCUACAAUCAUAAUUGGUUGCUAGCAAAGAUGCGUGAAACUUGCAAAGGUGACAUCAUUCGUCUGGGACUUACACGAUUUGCCACAAACUAUCUUGCACUUGAUAGCUUGGUUAAAAAGAAAGCAGGACUUAAGCAACUAUUCACAUCUACUGAUUGGACUAAUCAUAAUUAUAGUGCUUCAAAAGAAGGCCAAACAGUGGAAAAUAUAGUACUUAAUCAUACUUUUUAG